Messenger RNA from Lucilia sericata (common green bottle fly), 469 nucleotides. Its product is annotated as glycine-rich cell wall structural protein 2-like. The transcript is spliced from 2 exons. The record is from RefSeq and is a predicted model, not a curated record. Lineage: Eukaryota; Metazoa; Arthropoda; Insecta; Diptera; Calliphoridae. Bases 129 to 383 code for a protein of 84 amino acids.
AACAACUAUAAAUAAUUGAAAAUCUCUAUGAUUCGAUGUCAGUUUCCAUUUGAAUAUUAAAAGUUUAUGAAGUUUUGUAAAAAUAACUCUUUCUCUUGUGCGUUAAAGUAAUCGAAAAAGUUUACAAAAUGAAAUUCCAGUUGACUGGAUUAUUAGUGGCAGCUGUCAUGUUGAUGGCUUGCUCCACUUGCUUGGCUCAAGGCCCAGGAGGUGGUGGUCAAGGCGGUGGUCAUGGUGGUGCUCAAGGCGGUGCUCAGGGUGGUGCUCAGGGAGGUAUGGGUGUUGGUAUGAGUGCUGGUGCCGGAGCCGGUGGCGGUAUGGGAGGUGGUGGUGGUAGCGGCAUGGGUGGUGGUGGCGGUCCACCUGGUGGUCGACGCCGUUAAUUAAUAUGGCUUUUCAAAUUCACUAAAGUUGACACAUAUUGAUUUAAAGUUCCCUUAAUAAAAUACGUAGCAAAAAUAUAGAAAUA